Messenger RNA from Nematostella vectensis (starlet sea anemone), 2498 nucleotides. RefSeq names its product medium-chain acyl-CoA ligase ACSF2, mitochondrial. Lineage: Eukaryota; Metazoa; Cnidaria; Anthozoa; Actiniaria; Edwardsiidae. The record is from RefSeq and is a predicted model, not a curated record. The transcript has a single exon. The coding region runs from base 580 to 2301 and encodes 573 amino acids.
GACCAUGUGCUUCGUGUCAUUCGAUUGUGAAAGCAAGUGGUAAAUCCCACUUAGAAUACACUAGGUCAAGAUUCGAGGGCUACAGAUAUGUUAUGUUUUGUUGGUGAGAGGGCAGCAUUCUAGUGAGACAGAAAAGCCCGGCGCACACGACGAGGCCUUUUUCACGCUCACUGCCUCGCGAGGCCAAAAUGUUCAGUUCGAGGCCAACAGUUCAAGCAGGAGAAAAUUUUGGCCUGGUGCGCGAGUUGUGAGAUCGUUUGAUCGACGCACACAAACUAUGAAUUUUUUGCCUCGCGAGGCAGUUAGCAAAGAGCACGCGUGAAAUCAUCUCGUCAAAGCCUAGAUGAUUAGAAAGACUUAAACAUGCAACACUUGAGUAUCGGGCUGCAUUGUCCGAUGCUUCCGUCAGCAGUCAAAUAAUGACUUAAAGUUCACGUCUAGGUCAUUAUAAGGUAAAUAGCAAAUUAGCAAUGCCAGCACGUCCGCUCUGUUGGGUAUAUAGGCCACCCAACCAUACCAAGUAUACUCAGAACGCGCUUAACUAGCAGAAGAGUUCAGCAGCUCUACCUGGAUUCCAAAAUGAGUUAUUAUCAUCAGCCAAGCACAGCUCCACUGGACAAUAGAUUAUUACACGAGCAUUUAGAUGCAAGGGCUCAAGCCACACCCGACAAGGAAGCGCUGAUCUAUUUUGACGAAAACUUCGUCCGUAAAGCGCUAACGUUCUCCCAGUUUCGAUAUUUGUCGAGGUGCUUUGCACGGGCGUUGCUAGAGAUGGGGAUCCGAAGAGGGGAUAGGAUCGCACUGAUGCUGCCUAACGGUCUUGAGUGCGCGGUGUGCUGUAUGGCCUUACACAGAAUUGGGUCGAUGGCGGUACUUGUGCCUCUUGGAGACAUCAAAGAUUCCCAAAUUACGCUUCUGAAGAAAAUUAAAUGCCGAGGAGUGAUUCGAAGCCUACGCAUAGAGAACAAACAGGCCGAGCAGGUCCAGCGCGCUACUGAUGGGCUAUUGCAAGUGAAGGGUGCAGACGGUAGUGCGCAAAUCAAAGUCUUGAUUACCACUGAUGUCGAUGAGAGUCUCUUGGACAAAGAUAAGGUAGAAAAAGAUAAGUCCUAUCUGGAAAUACUGGAACUAGGCAAGAAACUGGACUGUUGGACACUGGAUGAUGCGCAGUCUAAAGUGCGUCCAGAAGACCCUGUUGCGGUAGUGUUUACGUCUGGCAGCACGGGGGACCCUAAGGCAGUCACAUUCACUCAACACGCUAUUGUAAAUUCUAUGACCACGGGCUCAUUUAAACAUGAUGAUCGGUACUUCAUGGCGCGCCCUAUUGUCUGGAUCAGCGGCUUUACCCUACUUUGCGCAGUACCAAUUGCAGGUUUCACGCUUGUGAUGGCGCCCAGUGAGCAGCUGUUGGCAGAGAAGUACGAGUACGCAUUUAAAAUCAUUCAGGGGGAGAGAUGCACGAGCGCAAACUUACUCCAGAAUCUCCUCUAUCGACUGAUUGAUGAAAAACUCUACAAGAAAUACAACCUGAAAAGCCUGCGUUCCUUUGGAGUUGGUGGUCAGCGUAUUCCCAAGAAUUUAAUAAGCAGUGUGAUAGACGUUUUGCCCGGAAUCCGUUCUCUUCUAGUCUACGGUUGCACUGAGACGCUAUUGGUCGGACUUCAGCCAAUCAGCAAAGAGAACGUAAUGACAGAGGAUUAUGGGAAAAUGUUUGUAAUUCCUGGAGUUGAGAUUAAGGUCGUGGACAGAGAGGGCGUUGCUGUCCCUAGGGGCGUUAUUGGUGAGGUGUGCGUGCGAUCCCCUAAGGUCUUCCUCGAGUAUUUGGACGACCCUGUAGCUACCGCGGGUGUAAAAACAAGCUCUGGUUGGGUUCAUACCGCAGAUCUUGGUAUGCUUGACUCUAGAGACAGGAUUCAGAUCUUUGGGCGAAAAAGGGAUUCUAUCAAGCGUAGUACAAGAUUAGUUUAUCCAGUAGAAAUAGAACGCACAAUGAUGAACAACCCUCAUGUCAAACAAGCCAUUGCAUUUGGUAUUCCGGACAAGAACGUCAAUGAGGAGAUUUGCGCAUGUCUGGUUACCAAGGAAACGGGCUCUCUUGACGUGGGAGAGCUGGAGGCCUGGUGCGAGGAGCAUUUUGUUCCAGGCCCCGACGGACUGAGCCUGAAGCCUAAAUAUUUUGUGUUUAUGGAUAAAUUCCCACAAACUGGGAAUGGCAAGGACGAUCGCAGGACAGUGAAACUGCAGGCACUUGGACUAUUCAAACAACAAAGACUUUAUAAAGACGCUGGACUAAUACUUUAACGGUCUUGACAUUUUGCCUUGUAAGAUCAAAUAAUGGCGAGCGGGUCUUACAUUGUAAGAAGUAAAAAAAAAAAAAAACAAGGAAUGGUGUUAACUAAUUCUCAUUAGGUUUUCAAUGUUGUUAAUGUAUAUUUUUAAAAUCUAUUUUCAUUUAUGCAUAAUGGAUGUUUGAAAUAAAGUUAUAUGAAUCAUUGUAA